AGACCCAAAUUUAUCUCGCAUCUCUUCCUGCGAGCGUGGGGUGAAACCGUGAUUUCGCCUACAGUAAUCAAAUCGCGGUGACGAGCUCUCGGCCUGGGAUCAUGGCGCUACUUCACGAUUUCAUUUAUUUGGGCUCGCUGAUUUUCUGCAUAGCCUUCGGCGAAGUUUUGAGGAAGAUCAAAAAUCCUGAGAAGCGGAAGCUUGUUGCUACAUUCCUUGGUGUUUUGAUCGUCUUCCUUCUAUCCGGGACCUAUAUCAUUCAUCCGAUUUUGAUGGUGCUUGUCAAUGCUACCAUAAUAACUUAUGUUAGCCAAAGAUGGUGCCACGUCGCCAGUUUCUUCUUCAGCUUUUCGUACCUGAUAUUUUGCCGAAGUUUCUGGUAUCUUGGCCUGAGCGAAAUUCCGGAUUUUCUGAAUGCUGUCGUUAUGCUGCUCACCUUGAGGGUCGUCGGUUUGGCAUUCGAGAAAAAUCGAGGGCCCUCGGAGAAACAUGAUUACCCUUUCCCAAAUUUUAUUGAUAUCGUUCACUACUCAUGUUGCUAUAUCGGCGUGCUUACGGGUCCGUAUUUCCGAUAUUCAGCGUACUACGAUAUGCUCUAUUCUGAGCAUACGUCUCGAGUCUCCUGCCGAGAAGCGAUGCUAAAUCGCAUGAUGUUCGUCCCCAUGUAUUUGGUUCUGUUUUUUCUGACGAACUACCUAUUCCCUGUAAACACGGUGGAGAGCGAAGAGUUUUCCCGAAGGUCGUGGCUCUACAAGUUCAUAUUUUCGAAUGCCGUGUUUUUCACCUUCCGAAUGCGGAUGUAUUCAGCUUUCAUUAUUUCUGAGUGUGUCUGCAUAAACGCGGGGCUUGGAGCAUAUCCGAAGAAAUUUGAAUCCAAAAGUGGUUUGGGCCCAACUGCUCGAACGAAAGAAUUGUCUGGCGAGGAAGAAUACGAUUUUGAAACUGUGAAGAACAUAGAUGCGUAUGGAUCUGACUUCGCUCCCACUGUCCGAGAGGGUAUGCGAUGGUGGAAUAUGACGGUGCAGUACUGGUUAGCCGUUAAUAUCUACAAGGGCUUGGCGGGAUAUCCCAAAGCAUUUCGUGUUGCUGCGACCAUGAUGGUCUCCUCGAUUUGGCACGGUGUUUAUGCCGGUUAUUAUCUUUCACUUCUCACGGUGCCAUUCAUCAUGGUUGUGGAAGACCUUUACGAGCGUAGACUUCGUAACCGGCUGUCCGAAACGGGUAAAGCUGUGUACGAUUGGGUUUCUUUGGCGUUGAAGAUGCAAUGGUUCGCGUACAUGGGCAUGGCCUUCCUACUCCUACGCGUUGAUAAAACUCUGCAUUAUUGGUCAUCGGUUUAUUUCGCGGGGCACCUGUUGAUUGUCUUCCUGUAUGUUCUUGGUAGAAUUGCUUUCCCUAAAAAAGGCAAAAGUAAGAUUGAAGAUGAGGAAAUCAAACGAGAAUUUGGAGACGUUCGAGUCAUGAACUCUACUAAUGCGUGUGGUGACCGAGUUAUACCUCUGUAUGACACAUGUCUUCAUGCUGUGGCGGACAACCUGAAAAUAAUACGCGAUGUGAGGGAUAUUCCUCAGCCUGUUUUAUCUGAUAUCAUAGGUGCUGCCAUUCGAAGAAAAAGUUCAGUUUUUCGGAAAGGAGGAUCGUCUUACUCAUUUGUUUCUGAAGUGAAGAAGAAGCAUGUUGCUUUGAUGCCCCAGUCGGUAGUGCUGAACAUGCAUUUGGAGGACUUGAACGAAUUUUUCAGCUGCUUUGAGCUUGCAGUAGAAAAUCUGACCGUCCUCACGGUUUGUGGACUUGAUCUCCGUAAUCACGAUUUGUGGUCGGCGCUUGGACACGGAAGCAAGAAGUAUGUGCUCGUGGAAACGAUCAGCGGUCUCAAUUGGCGUUAUCGCUCGACUGCUAAGGAGUUUUAUGAAUUGAGACGAAAUCUUGUCCUGUGGACUCGACUGGAAGGAGCUCAAACGUGUGAUAUACCUUUCCCUGGCAUUCCUGCGAAAAUCAUUCCGCCUUGCAGUGACCUAGCUUUGUUGUUUCUUCAUGAUGCUACUCUCGGCGGAAAGCGGUCAUCUGAUGAAGCGCGUGAUUUCCACCGACGUAUAAAGGUGUACUUGUCAGUCAGUCCCGUGGGGAGUGGAACGAUGAGAAAAACGGACGAGCAUAAUUUCAGAAAAAGAAUUCGAAUACAUUGGCUUGUUGUUCCCGCUGAAGUUGCAGCUGUAGGUCCCAAGAUGUUCGGCAAGAUCAUUUCUGUAAAGAAACCUAUCGUGGUUGAUGAUGAACCCCGAGACGGAGAUUUGAUCGGAUUAUUUGCGCGAGCUCCGCGCGAUUGGUCAAGCUGCGCACGUGAUGAAUCACCAUGCGGCGGCGAUUCACAAUUGCUGCCUAUUUGGAAGAAAAGAGCAUUAGAAAUUUAUGAUCCCAUGAAGUUCAAAGAUAUGCUUAUUGUGACAAAAUAUCAGUUGAAGGAGUUCGAGUUCUACAAUGCUGAUCUAAAAAAAUCGCGGAACAUGGGAUUUUACUGUGGAUAUUUCAGGAAUGGGCGUGUACUGUCUGUCGCUAGUCUAUCCACUCAUCCGACCUGGAUGAAAGAAUUGGAAACGUGCAUAGGUCGGAUACCCCUUCGAAAUCUGAUGAUCCCCGGAACGCAUGGAUCUGGAUCGUACCAGAAAUACCAUGGAUCUGCUUCGGAAUCUUUAUUCGUCAAGUACGCUAUGACGCAAGAAGAAGAUAUUUUAAAUCAAUUGAUGCUCGGAAUUAGGUACUUAGACUUGCGAAUUGGCUACUAUUCCACCGCUACGCCAAAUUCGACCGCAUCCGAUCCCGUGGAUUUUUUUUGGCUGAAUCAUGAUUUCCUCAAAAUAAACAAGCUGCGACCUGCCUUAAGAGCCAUUAAAAAGUUUAUUUCCAACACCCAAGAAAUAGUGAUUCUCGAUAUUCACCGAUUUCCAGUCGGUAAUUUCGACAGUUUUCCGGAACGACAUGAGCGCCUGAUAGAUAUCCUUGUUUCCACUUUUGGUCCGUGGAUGGCCCCACGCUCCAUGGUUUUCGUGACACCCUUCGUCAAGUCCGGAAUGCUCCGUCUAGGAAAGCGUUUGCUUGUCGCCUAUAAUCAUUCUUGUCAUGUGAAAUGUGAGCUACUGUGGCCCGGAAUCCCUCGACAUUGGGGCAAUACGAAUCGGAUGGAUUCCUUGGAAAGCUUCAUGGAUUCAACUUUUAUAAGAUCUAAGCACUCAGAUUGCAUGUGGACCAUAUCCGCUGCAUUGACGCCAUCGUUUUGGGAUGUCGCAACAGACCGGCUGAAUGGAUUACGUACUGCUGCGGACUCGCUCAAUCAUCAUUUAUCAAAAUGGCUGAAAACGAAGUACGCCACUUCGGCGAACAUCGUUGCGGUGGAUUUUUUCCUAAGCUCUGACGUGAUAAGAACGGCCAUUCAGUGCAACCUUCUACGUUCUGAACUGCAGCUGUUCGGUGGGAGUCAGACUGAGGUGGACGAUGAAAUUGAUGCCUUCCGAAAGGACGUGAUCGUACAAGAAAAUGUGCUUCAAGGCGCUGACAAAUGA
Molecule: messenger RNA, 3557 nt
Organism: Notodromas monacha
Lineage: Eukaryota; Metazoa; Arthropoda; Ostracoda; Podocopida; Cyprididae
Source: the annotation of a GenBank genome assembly